Paramecium sonneborni is the source of this 1435-nucleotide messenger RNA. Lineage: Eukaryota; Ciliophora; Oligohymenophorea; Peniculida; Parameciidae. The record is from the annotation of a GenBank genome assembly.
UUAAAAUGCAAACAGAGAAACCUACACCAAAGACAGAAGCUGAUUAUUAAGCUAUGGCAGCAUAACAUACAGAUGAAAAAUUAUAAGAAGAAAUCAUUAAACUACAGAAGAGAUUACAAGAUUUGAAACACAGUUGUGCAAGAGAAGGAAGUUUAAAAAAACAAUAUGAAGAUUAAUUAGAAGGUACAAAGAAGAGAGUGUAAAAUAUAUAUAUUAUAUGAAGGGGUAAUAUGACAACACUACCAUAUUUGGUAGCAAACAUAGUAGAAAUUUUAGAUAUAGAGGCAGAAGACAAAGAUUAAUAAGAUUAAUCUGUGACAGAUGAUUAUGCUAAUAUAUCUGGAAAAGGUGUAGUAAUUAAGAGUACAACAAGACAGACAAUCUUUUUGCCAGUCACAGGUUUAUUAAAUGCAUCCUAAUUAAAACCUGCAGAAUUGAUUGGUGUUAAUAAGGAUGGAUAUAUGUUGUAUGAGAAAUUACCGACAGAAUAUGAUGCAAGAGGUAAAUAAUUCAAAUCUAAUUAUAUUAGUAAAGACAAUGGAAGUAGAUGAAAAGCCAUAAGAAGAUUACACAGAUAUUGGAGGAUUAGAUAAAUAAAUUGAAGAAUUAAGAGAAGCAAUAGUUUUACCUAUUGUUCAUAAAGAAAGAUUUGAAAAUAUUGGAAUUAGGUAUUUACAUCAUUUAUAUUUAAAUAGACCACCAAAAGGUGUAUUAAUGCAUGGACCACCUGGAACUGGUAAAACUAUGAUGGCAAGAGCAUGUGCUGCUUAAACUAAAGCCACAUUUUUAAAGUUAGCUGGACCUUAAUUAGUAUAAAUGUUUAUUGGAGAUGGUGCUAAAAUGGUUAGAGAUGCAUUUUAAUUGGCUUAAGAAAAAGCACCUGCUAUUAUAUUUAUUGAUGAAUUAGAUGCUAUUGGUACUAAAAGAUAUGAUAGUGAUAAAAAUGGAGAUAGAGAAGUAUAAAGAACUAUGCUUGAAUUAUUAAAUUAAUUAGAUGGUUUUAGUCCUGAUGAUAGAAUUAAAGUAUUAUUAAGAUUAUAUAUUAUAUUAGGUCAUUGCAGCUACUAACAGACCUGAUAUUUUAGAUCCAGCUUUAUUAAGAUCUGGUAGAUUAGAUAGAAAAAUUGAAUUCCCUUUACCAAAUGAAGAGGCUAGAGCUUAAAUUCUUAAAAUUCAUUCCAGAAAAAUGUCUGUUGCUAAAGAAACUGUUAAUUAUAUUGAAAUCGCUAGAAGUACUGAUGAAUUUAAUGGUGCAUAAUUGAAAGCAGUCUGGUAUUUUUAUUUUAUUAUAUAUUCUCAAGUGUUGAAGCUGGUAUGAUUGCUUUAAAUAGAGGGGGAACAUUCUUGAUUCAUGAAGAUUUCGUUGAAGGAAUUGCUGUUGUACAAGCUAAAAAGAAAAGUAGUUUAAAUUAUUAUGCUUGAAUUGUAUUCCAAC